Phalaenopsis equestris is the source of this 1528-nucleotide messenger RNA. RefSeq lists its product as uncharacterized. NCBI's taxonomy places the organism in Eukaryota, Viridiplantae, Streptophyta, Magnoliopsida, Asparagales, Orchidaceae. The transcript has a single exon. The record is from RefSeq and is a predicted model, not a curated record. The coding region runs from base 71 to 1471 and encodes 466 amino acids.
UAUAAACAGCACCCCUGCCUCCUCCAUUCUAAAAUCUCAGCGCUCCUGUACUCAUCUUAUUCUACCAACCAUGCCUUCUUCUGCUCCCAUGGUCGAAAUCAUCUCCAAACACACAGUAAAACCUCCAACAAACUCCUCCCACCCCCCUCUCUGCCACCUAACUCCAUGGGACGUCGCCAUGCUCUGCCCUCAUUACAUCCAAAAAGGUCUCCUCUUCACCAAUCUCCCCCCUUCCCUUCCCAUCCACCACCUCCUCACCACCCUCAAAGCUUCCCUCUCCAUCACCCUCCAACACUUUUACCCACUCGCCGGCCGACUCGCCACCCAAAAACACCUUAACGGCGACGAAAUCACCUCCCUGCACGUCUUCAUCGACUGCAACGACCAAGGAGCCGAGUUCAUCCACGCCAAAGCCGGAAAAAUCACAUCUUUCGACUUUCUCUCUCCUGGCGACGACAUUCCCCCUUUCGUCAACUCAUUCUUCCCUCUCGACGGCGCCGUCAGCCACGACGGCCACUCCGCCCCUCUCCUCUCCGUUCAGAUCACCGAGCUCGCCGGCGGUGAUAUCUUCAUCGCCUGCUGCUUCAACCACGUCGUCGGCGACGGAACUUCAUACUGGAAUUUCUUUAAUGCUUGGGCCGAGAUAACCAGAACCAAUUCCUUAUCUCUCCCUCCGGUUCACGCCAGAUGGUUCAUCGACGGCGAAAACCCGCCGGUGAAGCUCCCCUUCUCCGACUCCUCCCAAUUCGUCGAACGCUUUUCGCCGCCCGCUCUUCGCCAGAGAUUCUUUCAUUUCUCAGCCGAAUCAAUUGCGAAGCUGAAAAAGAAAGCGAAUGAGGAGAUAAGAACAGAGGAGAAUGAUCGGAAGCAGAGUCAGAUAGUGAUAUCAUCUUUCCAAGCUCUGUGCGCCAUGAUAUGGAGGGCGAUUAGCAGAGCUCGUAGAUUUCCGGCGGAGCAACUGACGACGUGCCGUUUAGCAAUACAAAACAGAGGAAGACUCCGGCCGCCGCAAUCGCCGGAAUACUUUGGAAACUCGAUAUACGCGGUAGAGGCGACGGCGGCGGCGGGGGAGUUGGAGGCGAAUGGGUUGGGAUGGGCGGCGAGGGAAUUGAACGGAGCGGUGAAUGGACAUACGGACGAAGCGAUUCGUGGAAAGCUGAGAGAGUACCACGCUGCGCCGAUGGUGUACAAGAUGACGAUGUUUGAUCCGAAGAGCGUGAUGGUCGGAAGUUCGCCGAGGUUUGAUAUGUACGGCUGUGAUUUUGGGUGGGGAAAGGGGGCGGCGGUAAGGUGCGGUCCGGCUAACAAGUUCGACGGAAAGGUGUCGGCUUUUCCGGGUAGGGAAGGAGAUGGGAGCGUUGACUUGGAGAUUUGCCUCCUUCCUCAGUUCAUGGCGGAUUUUCUGCUUGAUCCGGAGUUCCUGGAAGCCGUUUCACCACCACCGCAGUCAUUGACAAAGGGAUUAAAAUGAGUUUAAUAUAUUUAUUUAAGGAUUUUUGAAUUUCAUUUUAUUUAAUUUCUUUUUUCU